CUCUCUCUCUCUCCAUUAUUCAGUUACCAACGUUAUUCUGAUGGGUUCCAAUUGGUUUGUAGCUCUUGCUGGAUUUCUUCUCAUCUUUAAUAGUGCUGAAGCCCUCGUAACCAUUGAUGUCCAUGAGGCCAAGGACCUCCUUGACUCCGGUGCCUACUGGUAUGUUGAUGCUAGGACCAAAGAAGAAUUCAAGGAAGGCUACGUAGAUGUGAAGAAAAUUGUGAACAUUCCUUACAUGUUCAAAACCCCAGAAGGAAAUUUCACAAAGAAUCCCCUGUUCGUGAAACAUGUUUCUUCCAUUUUCAAAAAUGGUUGUCCUCUCAUAGUGGGUUGUCUAUCUGGUUCCAGGUCCCUUCAUGCAGCUACUGCUCUUGAGAACUCUCAGGGUUUCAAGAAUGUGACCAACAUGGGAGGAGGCUACAGUGCAUGGGUGAAGAGUGGCUAUCCUGUGAAGAAACCAUAACAUGACAAGUGAUAAAGUUGUAGUUAAUUUGGUUUCACCCAACUUAUUAAGGGUUUUUUACUUGAAUAAUAUUUAUUGGCAUUUGAUAGAUA
Messenger RNA from Macadamia integrifolia, 555 nucleotides. RefSeq names its product thiosulfate sulfurtransferase 18-like. Bases 41 to 463 code for a protein of 140 amino acids. Lineage: Eukaryota; Viridiplantae; Streptophyta; Magnoliopsida; Proteales; Proteaceae. The record is from RefSeq and is a predicted model, not a curated record. The transcript is spliced from 5 exons. Gene Ontology annotation, molecular function: catalytic activity.